Molecule: messenger RNA, 969 nt
Organism: Charadrius vociferus (killdeer)
Lineage: Eukaryota; Metazoa; Chordata; Aves; Charadriiformes; Charadriidae
Exons: 8
Coding region: 1-969 (322 amino acids)
Biological process (GO): signal transduction
Molecular function (GO): GTPase activator activity
Source: RefSeq, a predicted model, not a curated record
AUGCUGCUGGCUGUGCUGCCCACCCCACGGCAGCAGCAUGGGGGAAAUGCCAAGCAUGAAUGUCAGCCUUGGGACGCCUACGGCAUGUUUCCUUUCCACCAGCAGACAGGAUGUACAGAGCCAAACUGCAGCAGUGGACAUGAGGAGAAGACCUGCGGGGAGGUGGAAGGCUUCUUAUCAAACCCACAGGACUUCCUCCGAAAUAUUCCCUUCAAACUCUUGUUGGCCGACCUCUAUGAGAAGUGGAUGCAAGCUCUGGAGAAGCCAUGCACGCAGGAAAAAAUUCAAGAAUUGAAAGAGGUGGCUGACAAACUACCUAGACCAAACCUCAUCUUGCUCAAGCACUUGCUGUCUCUGCUCCACCACAUCAGCCAAAAUGCCGAGACCAACAGGAUGGACUCUGGCAAUCUGGCCAUCUGCGUUGGCCCAAAUAUGCUGAGCCCAGAGACAGACAACACACUCCCGCUGGAAGUGCAGAAGGAGAUGAAUGACAAGCACUUGCUGUCUCUGCUCCACCACAUCAGCCAAAAUGCCGAGACCAACAGGAUGGACUCUGGCAAUCUGGCCAUCUGCGUUGGCCCAAAUAUGCUGAGCCCAGAGACAGACAACACACUCCCGCUGGAAGUGCAGAAGGAGAUGAAUGACAAGCUGUUUGACUUUGACAUUGAAGUCAAGCCGAUCCUGGAAGUGUUGAUUGGGAAAACGAUUGAGCAAGCUUUGCUGGAAGUCAUGGAGGAAGAAGAGCUGGCCCAGCUGUGGGCACAUCAGCAUGCCUAUGCAGAGCUGCGUAAUGCAGAGCUUGCUGAAGUACAACGCCUGGAAGAGCAGGACAGGCGAUACAGAGAGGAGAAGGUUGGAUGGAGACAGGCUUGGGGACCGGACUUCCCUAAACGUACAGCCGUGGGAGUGACUGGGAGACCCGUGUCAGGCUUACUGAUGCAGCCUGGCAAGCCGGAAACAGAGGAUUAG